GUGUGGGCGCGACAGGGGUUAAGGUGGGCGCCCGCGCCCCGAGCCCCGCGCCUCGCGCCCACCCGCCGGGAUGAGCGCGCAGUCCGCCCGCUCGCUCGGCGCCGGCCCAGGAGAAAGUGGCGGUCAGUGAUGGAGCUGCUGCCAUGACAACCCAGGCGGUCGGGGCCCGCGCGCUUCUGGACUGCUCCCGGGAGGAAGGCGGCGCGGAGGCCGGGGGCGGCCUCUGAGCGUGGCGUCCGCGCGUCCCCGCGUCCCGUGCCACGUCCCCGGAGGAGGCGGGGGCGCCGUCCGCCAGCUCCCCGUGCGCCCGGAGCCUGCGCCGGGCGGCGCUCCGCGGGCUGGCGACGCGGGCCGGGCUGGCCACCAGUCGCCGCCCGGGCUGCGGUGGAGGACGCCCACGGCACCGACGGAUCCUCGGGCUGAGACGGCCGCCGGUCCCCGCGCUGGAACUUUUUGCCGCCUUUGGGUUCCAGAUUCGAGACUCGGGCUGGUCUAUAAAUACAUCUAUACAUGUGUGUGAGCUAAUAAAACAUUUUCUCCUCUCCUUGAAGCGGCAGCUUUUAGGACAUCUCUUUUAUGUCAGAGACACUUGCCUUGCUUCUUUGGGUUAUAAACUUUUGAUGCCAGACCUCUGCAGAACGUGCCCAACUGAAUCUUAAAGUAGCAUCUUGAAGAGAGAGGCAGAGAAAGAGCAAUCUGUGACCUUCAUCCCUGCACCUUCCUUCUUCCUCUCCCUUCCCGGCUGCCUCCCUCUUCCCCAGGGGAGCGUCAAGAAAGCUCUUUUUGGAUGCAGGAGGGGGCAUCUGGUUCUGCUAGGCUGGAAAGCUGAGGCAGGAUUUGAGGAAGAAUCAUUAGACUCCGGAGAGCCUGGACUCGUUUCUCCUCCUUCCCCCUCUCUGCUUCUGGCUUGCUCCAUCCCCUUUCCGUCUCCCCACACCACCGCCUGAGACCCGCUGGUGUGCGGGGCGGGGGACAAGGACCGUGCCUCUGCUGGAGUUCUGGGAAGUUGUGGCUGUCGAGGAUGGGGGUCUGUGGGUACCUGUUCCUGCCCUGGAAGUGCCUCGUGGUCGUGUCUCUCAGGCUGCUGUUCCUUGUACCCACAGGAGUGCCCGUGCGCAGCGGAGAUGCCACCUUCCCCAAAGCUAUGGACAACGUGACGGUCCGGCAGGGGGAGAGCGCCACCCUCAGUAUAUUUGCCCAGGAGAAGGGCCUGGCCACUGUGCAUGAACUCCCCAUUUCUCAGACCAGGGGGGAGAUUUGUGAGUGUACCAUAGAUGACCGAGUCACCCGGGUGGCCUGGCUAAACCGCAGCACCAUCCUCUACGCUGGGAAUGACAAGUGGUCCAUAGACCCUCGUGUGAUCAUCCUGGUCAACACACCAACCCAAUAUAGCAUCAUGAUCCAGAACGUGGAUGUGUAUGAUGAGGGCCCAUACACCUGCUCUGUGCAAACAGACAACCACCCGAAAACUUCCCGGGUCCACCUCAUAGUGCAAGUUCCUCCCCAGAUCAUGAAUAUCUCCUCAGACAUCACUGUGAAUGAGGGAAGCAGUGUGACCCUGCUGUGUCUUGCUAUUGGCAGACCAGAGCCAACUGUGACAUGGAGACAUCUGUCAGUCAAGGGCCAGGGCUUUGUGAGUGAGGAUGAAUACCUGGAAAUCUCUGACAUCAAACGUGACCAGUCUGGGGAGUAUGAAUGCAGCGCCUUGAAUGAUGUUGCCGCACCUGAUGUGCGGAAAGUAAAAAUCACUGUAAACUACCCUCCUUAUAUCUCAAAAGCCAAGAACACUGGUGUCUCUGUUGGUCAGAAGGGUAUCUUGAGUUGUGAAGCCUCUGCAGUGCCUAUGGCUGAAUUCCAGUGGUUCAAGGAAGAUACCAGGCUAGCCACCGGCCUGGGCGGCGUGAGGAUUGAGAACAAAGGCCACAUAUCCACUCUGACUUUCUUCAAUGUUUCAGAAAAGGAUUAUGGGAACUAUACUUGUGUGGCCACAAACAAGCUUGGGAACACCAAUGCCAGCAUCACACUGUAUGAAAUAAGCCCCUCAUCAGCAGUGGCAGGGCCUGGAGCAGUCAUUGAUGGUGUAAACUCGGCCUCUAGAGCACUGGCUUGUCUCUGGCUAUCAGGGACUCUCUUUGCCCACUUCCUCAUCAAGUUUUGAUAAGAAAUCAUAGGUCCUCUGAGCAACGCCUGCUUCUCCAUAUCACAGACUUUAAUCUACACUGCGGAGGGCAAACAAGUUUGGGCUUCUUUUUAUUUGUUUUUGUUCUUCUUGUUUUUUUGGGGGGAGGGUUGGUUUAUUUGAGUUUUUCUCCAGUUUGAAUGAGUGGGGUUGGGGGGAUGGGUGGGCAGGAUUCUACCAUGUAUAGGGUAAUCAUUCAUUGGUGUCUCCAAAAAUGGAAUCUAUCCCUGCUACCUGGGCCCUUUCCUUUCCUCUGCUCCUCUCCCCAUCAUCAUCACUACGAACCUCUCUUCCCCCAACACACCAAACCAUAAGCUCCAUUUGGGCAAAAACGUGCCUCAUGAUAAACACCCUGAAGACACAACUUGACUUACAAUGUAGUACACAGCAAGAGUUAUAUCCAAGUGUCCUAUUAUCUGUGUCUUUUAAGCUUUGGGCCAUUUUCUUUAUUAUAAUGUACAUAUCUCUCCCUCCAUGUUUACUAUUAUCUAAUUACAUUGGGGUUCACAUCCUUUCUUUCUGGGAAGGUCUGAAUACACCCAUAUCCAUAUAUGUGUAUAUAUGGAUAUAUACACAUAUAUAUGUGGAUAUAUACACAUAUAUGGAUAUUCUUGUCACCUUCUCUAGCCACUCUGUCCUAUUCACUUGCUCUAUCACUAUGUGGGUUAGAGGUUUGGGGUUAUUCACACAACCUAAAAGUAAAAGUUUAGAAGUCACUUGACCAAAAAAGAGGGGAAGCAUUUUGACGACAGUACUUCUUUUUUAAAAAUGCUGUCUAACUCAUAAAACAAAAUGAUCUAUGGAUGACUGAUUAUUUAGGGCUUAUCAAGCUAUCACAAGAAUCAUAUGGUUAUCCAUCUACUUGACUGUGUGACUUAUCUCUCCCUCCAAUUAUCUACCCACCCAUCUUUCUCUGUAGCAAUCUAUUUACUCUAUUUAUCAAUCUAUCAAUGUAAUUAUCUAACACUUCUCUAUAUUUCUUCCCUACUACUCACUAUCAAUUCAUCACCAUAUUAAUUUCUAAUCAUAUUGUGUCUAUUUCACUAUAUUCAUUUCUCCUCUACCUUCAGCAGACACUGGCAUCUUCAAAAUUACCUAUCAACUUUCAUAUGAAAGCCAAUGGUCUCACAGGCUAACAGCAUAGAAAAGCAAUAUGUCGUGGACUCUUUGGAAGGUGAUAUCCCAUCCACCUUCCAAAAUAGAUGCCAUUAACAGAUGGACCAAAGUAGCAAUCUAAGGAUCAGUCACUCACCAUUCCUGGAGUACUGUGUUUCCAAAAGCAUCUUCUUGGGAAGCAGAUCAGCCCUGGAAAGGCCUUGAUCAGUGCCAUGUUUUGUUUUGUUGUUGUUGUUGUUGUUGUUGUUUUCCUUUCAUAUUUGAAGGAUCAAGAUGCCAAACUUCAUGUUUCCCUCGGCCUUCCAAGAAAGUGUGUGUCAGAAACCUAUGGGAUUUACUCCAUGUCUGGCUUUUCUUAAUAGCAAGAACAGAAGAGAGGAAACACAUAUCUGUCUCUGCAGUGAAGAGAGAAGUCUACCUGUCUGAGUGCAAUGAAUUCAGCUAUUGUCUCCUCCCUCUUCCAGUUUUGGUUUAAUCUGUUUGAAAACUAUCCAGUAAAAAGCUGAUGAAAACCAAUUACAUGGCGGGUGUGUUGACAACUCUGGUAUUUGUUUCAGGAAGCUCUUCUGAGCUGAGGGCACUUGAGCAACAGACUUAAUUUCCAAGCACUUGAUUAACACAACACUGCAAACAGGAGGGGAUAGUGUAAGUGACACACAAUUUCCUCUGAUACAUGCUGCUUCUCCAGUGGCUUUGGGGAAGAAUGUCCUCAGUUUUCCAUUUUCAAAGCAGAUCCAGCAGACAAACAAGAGAUGACCUGACUUUUAUGCAUCAUUUCCUGAGACAAGAAAGAUUCAGCCAACAAGGGUACCUAUAAUCCAAAAGAAUGGCAUUGAAAACCAUGCAAGCUUAUGCCUCUCUUUACCCGUGCUGCAAGGACUGACCUACUGAGAUGAUGAGAAAGGAAAGAAGCAUCAACAGUGACUAUCUCACAGACCUGCUCUGCCUCAGUGGGAAGCUUUCAGGUCCACAAUCUAAAAAAUAAUAAAUAUGAGCUUUAUAGAGCUCCAUUCCCUUAAUGCUUAA
Messenger RNA from Neofelis nebulosa (Clouded leopard), 4321 nucleotides. It is a transcript of the gene OPCML, whose product is annotated as opioid binding protein/cell adhesion molecule like. The transcript has 9 exons. Gene Ontology annotation, cellular component: neuron projection. NCBI's taxonomy places the organism in Eukaryota, Metazoa, Chordata, Mammalia, Carnivora, Felidae. The record is from RefSeq and is a predicted model, not a curated record. Bases 1022 to 2158 code for a protein of 378 amino acids.